GCCAUGAAUCAGCCCCAGUUGGUCAACCAGGCCAAUGUCUCAUGAAAAUACUUCCCUUUUAUUCUUCCCAUUUUUUUAAACUCUGCGUACUGUCUGUGUGUCCUUGUCCAAUGUGAGUUCACGAGUGUACGCGUGAAGUCUUUUCCAGCAUUCUCAGACCUUAUGCAGGAAUUCACUGGCGUGUGGGUGAGGGACCCUCGCAUCCAGAAAGAGGAUUUCUGGCAUGCCUACAUGGAUUAUGAAAUCUGUAUACAUACAAACAGUUUGGCCUUCACUAAGAAGAGUUCCUGUGUGCGGCGGAGAUACAGCGAGUUUGUGUGGCUAAGAAAAAAGCUACAGGAAAAUGCCAUGCUCAUAACACAUCUACCCAAACUUCCUCCAAAAAACCCGUUUUUCAGUCUCAACAAUGCCAGAGAGAUUGGAGCCCGUAUGGAAGGGCUCCGGAAAUUUCUAGAAGAGGUGGUUCACAGCCCGGUGCUGCUUUCGGACAGUUGCUUGCACCUCUUCCUACAGUCCCAAUUGAGUGUGAAAAAAAUCGAGGCCUGCGCUGAAGGCCGAAGUCGCUACACUGUGUCUGAGGCCGUUCACAAUUGUGGCUCAGGAAACAAACGCUUUCAAUCUCUCUCUGAAGGGAACAUGGAGGAAGAAGAGGACGAUAUGCACUGAAUCAGAAUGAUUGACUGUUUUCUGCUAAACGCAUAAAGACAUUUCUGAGGAAGAUAAUAUUCAACAGUGAAGAUUACAGCCCAUGAGGAGGGAUAAUUAAACAGAAAAAAGUUACUGUUAAAGUUACCGUCAUUGUUAAAACGUUGUUUUGUCUCACGCUCAUUCUUUCUAAAUCUGUACUGAUGAAGAUAACCUAAUAAAUUAAAUUAU
Messenger RNA from Labeo rohita (rohu), 876 nucleotides. RefSeq names its product sorting nexin 10b (gene snx10b). Gene Ontology annotation, biological process: intracellular protein transport. Gene Ontology annotation, molecular function: phosphatidylinositol binding. NCBI's taxonomy places the organism in Eukaryota, Metazoa, Chordata, Actinopteri, Cypriniformes, Cyprinidae. The coding region runs from base 163 to 666 and encodes 167 amino acids. The transcript is spliced from 4 exons. The record is from RefSeq and is a predicted model, not a curated record.